Anopheles coustani is the source of this 1605-nucleotide messenger RNA. Its product is annotated as cytochrome P450 4c3-like. NCBI's taxonomy places the organism in Eukaryota, Metazoa, Arthropoda, Insecta, Diptera, Culicidae. The record is from RefSeq and is a predicted model, not a curated record. Gene Ontology annotation, molecular function: iron ion binding; monooxygenase activity; oxidoreductase activity, acting on paired donors, with incorporation or reduction of molecular oxygen. Bases 1 to 1605 code for a protein of 534 amino acids. The transcript has 5 exons.
AUGUACGACUGGUUCGGAUUCGGCGGCCGGUGGACGAUCAGGAAGGUGACGACACUGAUGGCAGUCUUUCCGCCGGUCACGCUGGCGAUGCUAGCGAUCGUCUUCCUCGCCAUGCUGGCGUUCAAGGCACGCCGGGCCAAGAUGAUCAAGCUGAUCGACCAGAUUCCCGGUCCCGUCUGCCUGCCGCUCGUCGGCAACGGUUUGCAGAUCAACGUCGGCUGCAAGGAUGAACUGUUCGAUCGCAUCAUAGCGUCAAGGAAAAUGUUUGGCCGCCGUCACGGCAUCAGCCGUGUCUGGAACGGACCAAUUCCGUACGUGCUCAUCUCGAAGGCGUCCGCCGUGGAGCCGAUUCUGAGCAACCCGAAGCUGGUGGAGAAGAGCAACGACUACGAGUACAUGAAGGCGUGGCUCGGUAACGGGCUGCUUACGUCGCCCGGUCACAUCUGGCAUCCGCGCCGGAAGUCGCUGACGCCGGCGUUCCACUUCAAGAUCCUGUCGGACUUCGUGACCAUCUUCCAGAACCAGGCGGACGUGCUGAUCGAGAAGCUGGGCGAGCAGGCGCAGGUCCACCCGGAGGGCUUCAACAUCGUGCCGUACGUCACCCUCUGUGCACUGGAUAUUUUCUGCGAAACGGCUAUGGGCUGCCCGGUAUAUGCCCAGCAAAACGCCAACUCCGAGUAUGUUCGGGCGCAUAAACAGAUCGGCCAAGUGAUACGUAAUCGGCUUCAGAAGAUCUGGCUACAUCCCGACUUUGUGUUCAAGCGAACGAGCGAGUUCCGUAAGCACCAGGAGUGCCUGAAGGUGCUGCACACCUUCUCCGAUCGGGUCGUGCGUGAACGUAAGGAGGAGUUGCGCCGUCGCAAGGAGCUGCAGGCAGAGAGCAACAGCAACAACAAUAACGAGGGAGAGGAGGAGGACACGGGCUACAAGAAGAAGCAGCUUGCGUUUUUGGACCUGCUGCUGGAGGGUUCGGGCCUGUCGGACCUGGCGAUUCGCGAGGAGGUGGACACGUUCAUCAUCGGCGGCCACGACACGACGGCGGCAGCCAUGGCCUGGAUCCUCUAUCUGCUCGGAGCCGAUCCAGCGAUCCAGGAGCGCGCCAUCGCGGAGAUCGAUGCGGUGAUGGGCGGCGAUCGCGAGCGCCGGCCGACAAUGGCCGAGCUCAACGAGAUGAAGUACCUGGAGUGCUGCAUCAAGGAGGGACUGCGGUUGUACCCGAGCAUCCCGGUGAUCGGGCGGCGCCUGACGGAGGACGUGCGCGUCGAGAACUACACCAUCCCGGCAGGAACUACCGCCAUGAUCGUCGUGUACGAGCUGCACCGCGACGCGACCGUCUUCUCCAACCCGGACAAGUUCAACCCGGACAACUUCCUACCGGAGAGCUGCGCCGGGCGCCAUCCGUACGCGUACAUCCCGUUCAGUGCCGGACCGCGGAACUGCAUCGGCCAGAAGUUCGCCAUCCUCGAGGAGAAGUCGGUCAUCUCGGCCGUGCUGCGGAAGUACCGCGUCGAGGCCGUCAAUCGGCGCGAGGACGUCCAGCUGCUCUGCGACCUCGUGCUCCGCCCCAAGGAUGGUCUCCGAGUGCGGCUCCACCAGCGCACCUGA